Messenger RNA from Prinia subflava (tawny-flanked prinia), 2266 nucleotides. Its product is annotated as probable acyl-CoA dehydrogenase 6. Gene Ontology annotation, cellular component: mitochondrion. The transcript has 9 exons. Lineage: Eukaryota; Metazoa; Chordata; Aves; Passeriformes; Cisticolidae. Gene Ontology annotation, biological process: fatty acid beta-oxidation using acyl-CoA dehydrogenase; butyrate catabolic process. The coding region runs from base 65 to 1312 and encodes 415 amino acids. The record is from RefSeq and is a predicted model, not a curated record. Gene Ontology annotation, molecular function: flavin adenine dinucleotide binding.
GGGCGGGGGCUGCCGGGCGCCCCGGGCUGGCUGCGCCGGCCUUUACCCGGCGGCGGGAGCGGCCAUGGCGCUGAGGGGCGGCGGGCGCUGGGCGCGCCUGGGCCGGGCGCUGCGCGGCCGCAGCUCGGGGCCGCGGCAGGCCGGGGACACCCCGCGGCACGCCGGGGACACCCCGCAGCACCGCGACCUGCGGGACGCCCUCCGCAAGAUCAUUGACAAGGACAUUAAUCCCUUUGUGGACAAGUGGGAAGAAGAAGGACAGUUCCCAGCACAUAAAGUGUUUAAAAUCCUGGGACAGGCUGGAUUCCUUGGUGUGGAUAAGCCAACAGAAUAUGGCGGCAUGGGUUUGGACUUCUCCUAUAACAUUGCAGUGGCAGAAGAGCUGGGCAGUAUCCGUUGUGGAGGUAUUCCCAUGGCUAUUGGAGUGCAAGCUGGCAUGGCUACCCCUGCUCUCACAAGGUUUGGUUCUGAUGAGUUGAAAAGACAGUUCCUUGUACCAACUAUAGCUGGUGAUUUUGUGGCUUGCUUGGGAAUCAGUGAAGCUGGAGCUGGGUCAGAUGUCGCAAAUAUCAAGACAACGGCUGUGAGAAAGGGCGAUGAAUAUGUCAUAAAUGGUGGCAAGAUGUGGAUCACGUCCGGGAGCCAGGCAGACUGGAUGUGCCUCCUGGCAAACACCAGCGAAGGACCUCCCCACCGAAAUAAAUCUCUCAUAUGUCUGCCAAUGAACCUGCCUGGCAUUCAUGUUGCUAAAAAGAUAGACAAACUGGGUAUGAGGUCAUCGGACACAGCUCAGAUCUUUUUUGAAGAUGUAAGGGUCCCCUGCAAAAACCUCAUCGGUGAGGAAGGAAAGGGUUUUACAUACCAGAUGUUGCAAUUCCAAGAAGAGCGCCUGUGGGGAGUAGCCACUGCCCUGACACCGAUGGAAACUAUUAUACAAGAAACGAUUGACUACACGCGGCAGCGGAAGGUGUUUGGCCAGCCUGUCCUGCACAACCAAACCGUGCACUUCCGCCUGGCCGAGCUGGCAACCGACGUGGAGCUCCUGCGCUCGCUGCUGCACCGCGCCGUGGCUCUCUAUGUAGAAGGCAACGAUGUGACAAAAUUUGCUUCCAUGGCUAAGCUAAAGGCAGGUCGUCUGACCCGUGAAGUGACUGAUAGCUGUCUCCAGUUCUGGGGAGGCAUGGGAUUCACCAGUGAAGUUCUUGUGAGCAGGUUUUACAGGGACUUGAGACUGAUGUCAAUAGGAGGUGGCACAGACGAAACCAUGCUUUCCAUCAUAUGCAAAUACAUGGAUAUAUUUCCAAGAAAGUGACGCAUCUCCACUCUCUCUUGAAAAAUAAGAAAGCAAGAGCAUGGCUUGUGCUGCACACUGAAGGUGACAAGCAGCCACUACACUUCGAGCAGAAAACAGAUCAGUAAUUUUGCCAUCAAAAUGCACAUCAAGGUCUUUCACCAUUACCACUCUGUGUUUUCCAGUGUCAAAUUUUUGUUGAUUGGAAGCACCCUGAAAGCUUGCAGCCUUCCUGCAUUCCAUUUUUUCAGUGGGUUACUUAAGUUUUCCAAGGAUGCAUGCUAAGCAUACAGAAAAGUGUAUGUGUUCUUUAAGCAAGCUUCAGCUACACUUUAGAGCAUCUAAGCUGACAAUAACGAAACAGAAAUACAUGUGAAUGCAAGCUAUAUAGCUUAAUCUCAUUUCAAAGUACAGCUUUGCUUUCAAGAUGAACAAUUAUGUCACAAAUGAUUCCCUGCCCUAAUCAAGCCCCAGAACAGUGCCUUUCCUCUCAAUUACAGGCACCUACCUUUCACUUUUAGCAAGCAAUCAUCAAAAUGAGCUCUGUCAUCUUUGCCAAAUCUGUAUCAAUUAGUCCACUCUGUCCACUCCACUCUGUCAUGGAAUUUUGGUGAUGGGAGUAGUGUUAGAUUUUUAUUUGCAGAAUUCUACAAACAACAGUUAAAGUGUAUCCUGAGCUUCUGGAGGCCUGAACUUCAGCAGCAGUGUACCAUGUUUUGUGCAUAAUUAUUAAGAAAAAUAUUAAAAAUAAACACAUUAAAAUAAAAACUGUGCAUAAUUACUUCAAGUCUUCCUAAAACAGCCACUUAAGCUAGAAGAGGCAGCCAGUAUUAUUGAUUAAAAAAAAUAAGAAUUGUCCCUUAAAUACAGCACCAUUUCCAAAAAAAUACACUGGUCUUCUACAGUAGAAAAAAAUGUAUAUAAACAACACUAGCUAGGAUAAUACUACUACUUUAUUUGUGAGUUCAUAAUUGG